Molecule: messenger RNA, 5367 nt
Organism: Anastrepha ludens (Mexican fruit fly)
Lineage: Eukaryota; Metazoa; Arthropoda; Insecta; Diptera; Tephritidae
Gene: RN-tre
Product: USP6 N-terminal-like protein
Exons: 6
Coding region: 1043-2782 (579 amino acids)
Source: RefSeq, a predicted model, not a curated record
GCUGUCAGAGAAUUCACCUAUUCCGAAUGGUUUUUAGAAUUCUCUUGAGCUGGGGAAAGUGAUAAAAAUUUAAGAUUUGUUGAAAAUUGUGUGCAUAUUCCGAAUUUGUUUUUGGAAAACAUGCAAGAUAUAUCAAAAUAUUGAUAGAAGUGUAAUAAAAUUACGUGCGAUUCGGUGUAAUGCGUAAAAUAGGAGUAAAGGAAAAGUGGCUGUUGUAAGACGCAGUCCAGCGAAAAGGAGAAAUUUUGAUGACGGCUAAGAGCGUGUGCGUGUAUGCAUUUGCGUGUGUGUUAUGUGGUUGUGCACGGAAAAACAGCAAAAUUAAAAGCAAAGCAAACGAAGUUUGUGCGAUAAGAAAAUAUAUAAAAAUAUUUAAGAUAUAUUAAUUCCAAAUAACUUUAUUAAUAAAAUCUUGGAAAUGAUAUAGUGAAUGGCUAAUUGAAUAUAAAAAACAUUUUAAGAAUUGUUGCUAGUGCUAUUCAGGGUGAACUUGAUCUAAUUGGUGAAAACUAGAACAUUAGCCGUUAAUAAUGCCUUCACGCCAACGCGGGGGCGUCAUAUUUCUCUGCUUAUGGCUUCGCAAAAUAUGAGUGCUUAGGUUGCGACUUUAGUCCAAACAUUUGAUUUUUAAUGGUUGCUGUCAUGAAACCUGAUUUCUGAGGCAGAUGUAUGGGGUUGUAAACAGGAAAAUAACAUCAAUGGCCCAAAUCCAUCAAAAUACCAACAACAGUAGUACAAUUAAAGAAACAGCAAAAGGAAUUGCAGAUUCGUCGAUACAUAAUCACAACGUAGGUGCAAGUAAUUAAAUAAAUUUAUUCUACAAGAAAAUUUUCAGAGUAUAAAUUUCGGACGCAUUUUUUCUGCUAUCCAUGUCAACAAUAUUGCCCAACAAUCAGUAAUUUCAAGACAUACAGUUCGGUUUAUAGCAGCCUUCGUAGUUCAGUGGCAGCGGUUAUCGCGAAUCAACACCCGCACAACCGCACAUUGUCUAGCAGAAAUCAAGAAACCAGAAGUAUAAUAAAAAAAAUAAAAAAUUGCCAACAUGAGUUCAACUGUGCACGUAAAUAGCGUCACUAUCAUUACCAGCAACAGCAAUAGCUAUAAUCACAAUAACAGCGUAAACACCAACAAUAUUGCAAACACCAGCAACAGCAAUGUGAAUAAUACGAACAGCUUGCCCGCCUCCGCACCCGCCGCUACGAACUAUACAACAACUACGCACAUAACGACAAGUAGUAACGCAGCAGUUUCGAAUUCAACGGCAGGAGGGGAAUCGGCAAAUACGCCGCUGAUGACCAACAAAAUCAGCAGCAAAAACACAACGGCUCUCGAUGAUCAAGAAGCGUUGCUGCAACGUGCAGCCGAUGAACGUGAAGCUAUUUUCAAUCGCUACUCGCUCGGUUUAGAUCCUAAGAAUGUGGUCGACCCUUGGGAGAAUCCCACAUAUGAGCUAUAUCAUAUUACAGAUAAAUAUGGCUUCAUGCACGAUUCCCGCCUGCCCGAUACCCGCGACUCGCAGGAACUGCAGCGCACCAAAAUCGAAUUGGAGCGCGACAAGAAAUGGGUAAAAAUGCUUACCAAUUGGAAUGUGAACGUCGAAAAGGUGCGACGACGUGUCUUCAAAGGUAUACCGGAUCGCAUGCGUUGGCCAGCAUGGAAAAAGUUGCUGAAUGUUGACGAAUUGAUUGAGGCAAAUCGUGAUACGUAUGCGUCUAUGUUAACAUUGGCGCGCAAAUACUCCACCGAGGUGCGACAAAUCGACUCCGAUGUGAAUCGGCAAUUUCGUGAUAAUCUCGCCUACCGCCAACGGUAUAGCGUCAAACAGUGCUCCCUAUUUAAUGUGCUAAAUGCGUAUAGUAUAUACAAUCCCGAAUUGGGUUACUGUCAAGGCAUGGCUUGUUUGGCCGGUGUGCUAUUGCUCUAUAUGCAAGAGGAGGAGGCAUUUUGGGCGCUCAAUCAAUUGAUCAUUGAUCGUAAGUAUGCCAUGCAUGGCUUAUUCAUUGAGGGCUUCCCGAAAUUGACACGCUUCCUUGAGCAUCACGAUCGGAUAUUGUCGAAGAUGAUGCGUAAAUUACAUCAGCAUUUUAUGAAGCAUAAUGUCGAUGCCAUUCUGUAUUCGAUCAAGUGGUUCUUUGUGAUUUUUGUGGAGCGGAUACCAUUUAGUUUAGCUUUACGCGUGUGGGACAUUUAUCUGCUGGAGGGUGAGCGUGUCGUCAGCGCCAUGGCCGUCACCAUACUCUAUUUGCACAAGCACGAUUUGUUGCGUCUCAACGAUAUGGACUCAAUUAUUGAAUAUUUGCAAGUGAAAUUGCAUAAGAAUUUCGGCUACAACGAUGACUACGUAAUCGAGGCACUCGAACGUAUGUUGAAGAAGUUAAAGGAAUUGAAAUUGGAUAUAGCUCCACCACCCAAGGCGAACGAAUUUCCCGCCCGACCGUUGGGACAAUUCUUAGAAGCUGAUAUUGAGAAGAAGAUUGGUCGGCGACGUUCCGAAUAUACCGAUACGGAGAAACAAGUUAUAACUGAUGUGAUAUUAAGAUCUGAGCAAAAUGCAGUAGAAGUACAAUCAACAAUGUCAUAUGAGACGUCUGAAUGCGCUACGGUAACGCUAAACGUACCCGAGGACUCGCACUCAAUACGAAGUUCGCUUGCAGGUACUUCGGUGGCCUCGCACGGUUCAUCGGAUACAUUCUCGCUGGAAGACAAUAAUAUUCACUUAAAAACGGCAAAUGCUUUACAAAAUACGCCACAACGUGAUAUGUUGCUACUGAGCACCACCUGACGACAGGCAAAUCUGGCGGCUGUGACAGCAACAACGUCAACGUCAUGCACAUCCAUAAUAGCGGCUACAAGUUUGGCUGGUACAUCAAUUACAACAAUUACUUCCACAUCAUCGGCUUCGGCAACACCAACAAAACAUUUUACAUCGCCCUCUGCAACACCACCACCGCCACCAACAACACCAACACCCACUUCAACGCCAACACCAACGCGCCAACCAACAGUAAUACUCGCCGCGGCGCCAACGUCAACAGCAACAUCGCCCUUACGACGUGCAGGCGGCGCUGCGGUGUUGCCAAUUGGAUAGCAGCAACAUCAUCAUCAAGUGACGCAAAAAUUAACCGGUAUUUAUCAUAUGCGUUCACCAAAUGGCACAAUUGUCGAAGAAGAUUGUGUCUAAGAACAAUUCAGCAAUUCGAAAAUUAUUAGAAUUAGCUAUAUUCAAAGUGCUUUUCAUGCAAAGAAGGAAUUAAGGUUUGGAUACUACGAUUUAAGUAUUAAUUUGGUUUUUGAAUAAUUUUCAAUUACACACGUACAUAAAAUGCAUUGUACCUUUUUUACAAAUUUCAAUUUGGUUCUUGUUAUACAAGAUCUUAAUUUAGCAUUAUAACUUUUUUGCAUUUUGUUAAAAUAAUUCCAACUAUUAUAUUUUUUCAGAAAAUAUGAAACGUUUGAAAACUUUCGUAAUUUUGUCACCACUUAACAAAUUUGUGGAUUUCUGGUAAAAUAAGCUAUUCUGACUUAUUGCUAUCUGUGAAUCCGAAAACUGAGGUUUUUAGGUAAUAUUUUUUAUUUUAACCUUAGGUGCAUACAUAGAACGAUUCGUGUGCUGACAAAAUUGUUUGCUAUCGAAAUUCAAUACCUUCAUCCUUCUUGGCUUGUUGUUGUAAAUAUGUUUUAAGCUCUCUAUUACGUUCGACCAAUAGCAGAAAUUUGUUCGUAGAUUUACGAGGAUCCGCUAUUUUUUGUUCUUCCAUACUAUUUAUUUGUUACCGAAAUUACAGAAUGAGACUUUUAGAGGUUUAUGUGCCUUUUUCUCUUCAUAAUUCUUUGCCUAAAAUGACUUCUGUCAAAAUGUCUAAAAGGUUGUAUUCGUGAAAACGAGUGUAUGGGCAUAGCAAUUAUCAUAUUUCUGAUGUCUCCCCGAAAUGGUUGUUGUUUUAAAUACGGGACAUUCCGUUAACAUAUAACCAACAAUCAGGGGAAGUGGUAUAAAGUCUUUGUGGACCUGCCGUAGAAUGGAAAAUAAAUUUUCAAUCAAGGAUCUGUUCGCAUAUGUUCCACAUUUUCAAGUUGUACUCAGGCGAAAAAUUCUUGAGACUAAAGUGAAAUUCUCUUAGUUUUCUUCUUUUUCUAAGAAGUGCUUCUCUUUACGAGAAGCGCUGAUGCCGUAAAUUACAGCUUGAAGAAUACUUGAGAGAUUAUCUUUUGGAGCUAACGACAGUCCGUUAAGGUUCCAUCGCCGUCUUUGGGCACUUAUAAUUAUAUUAUGAACCCAAAACUAUCACCAUUUACUUGUAUUUUCAAUAAAGCAAACAUAUUUUAUGGUGCUUUCCUGUAAAAGUGACGUAAACUGCUUACGUAGUCUUAACUAUUGCAUGUGCUGUUUGUUGUUGUAAUGACAAAUUGCUAGCGAGCGAUUGCAAGUUAUGAAUAAAAUUCUCAUUGUAGCAGCAUUAAUCAAUUUCAUAAAAAAAAAACCUUGGAAUGACAAUCUUUGGUCGGACAUAAUGGGGAAAAGAGUUAUAUUUUCAACACACUAAAUUUUUUUUUCUGAGUUCCAUAAGAAAUAGAAGAGCUAUUGCGAAACAAAAAUACGUAUUACAAAAUUAAAACGCUUAAUUUUCUUUGCCUUAAGAAUGAUGUAAAAAAUAUUUCAUUUACAAUAAUUUUACAUUUUAAGAUAACUGCCGUAUACAUACACUUACAGACGUACAUACUUUUUAAACAAAAAUUCAAGAUUGCGAAUUCUCAAAAGACCACGCAGGUUUAGCUCAAUUGUCAAGAGAGUUAUUAACUGCAAUUGAGUACGACUUUUUAUAAAAGCGUUGUAUUUACUAAUGCAUUCUCUAAGAAAAUAAUAUUUCCAUUUUCCCCCGAUUAAAUUUUUAAUAAUCAAAAAUAGAAAACAUCUCCAUUCCUAACCUCUUUUUAACGAUAAAGUACUAAGUUUUGUGUAAGCCAUUAGAAAUAUAAUUUAAACUUUUGUUAAUGCUUUUUAUAAGUACCAUAUAUAAUUUAAGCAUUAGCGAACUCUGCAUUUUAGCGUAUAAAAAGAUACUUUUUUCUAUGCAAAAAAUAUACAAUAGUGCAUAGUCAAGCAAAAACAAAAAAUGUUGAAAAUCCAUAUACAUACAUAGACAAGUUAAAAGUUGUAAUACAUACAAAAUUUACUGCUGUUUAAUAAAAUUAAAUACCAAGCAAUGUAGACAGAUCAUUAAAAAAUUGCGAAUCUCAAAAUAUUUACAAUUUCAAUAGCAUUAACGCAUAGAUAGUUACAUACAUACUUACAUACAUAUAUUUGAUUUAAUAAUUGCAAAGCUAAACUGAAAUAAAAAUAAAACAAUGCAAUCAAAAGUAAAAAUA